UGACAAAACGCCUUUAGCUUCCUCAAUGGAAUCAAGAAACAUGGUUAUUGUAGUCCCAUUAAGCAUGUUGAUGCUGUUGCUAGGCUUGUCGAGUUCAGACUUGGCCCAGGACAGAGCAGAGUGUGCGGAUCAACUGGUGGGUCUUGCCACGUGCCUUCCUUAUGUUGGUGGCGAAGCAAGAGCUCCGACACUAGAGUGUUGCUCCGGGCUGAAACAGGUCCUCCAAAAGAGCUUGAAAUGCCUUUGCAUUCUUGUCAGGGACAGGAAUGAUCCCAGUCUUGGGCUCAAGAUCAAUACCACCCUUGCGCUCAGCCUUCCCACCUCUUGCCAUUCACCUGUCAACAUUUCUCAGUGCAUUGAUCUUCUGCACCUUGCUCCGAACUCUACAGACGCUGAGGUGUUUGACAGAUUUGAGAAAAGCCUUGAGAAGAGAAACAGCACGAAACUCCCCGAUGCUGAGGGGAAUUCAACUGACAGUACCGCAGGAUCAAGUGGUCAAAUAAAGAGCAAUCGCAGUGAGAGGUCAAGAAAACCAUGGUUGGCCACCCCAACCAUUGUUUCCGUAGCUCUGCUUCAGAUCUUCACUGGAGUUCAUUUUCACUUCAUGUCCAUGUAAAAGAGUUAGUGGCUUGAUAUGAUUUGGCAUACCGCAGUGAUGCAGGCCUAUCGAACUUGCACUCUUUCUGAUGUAUCUCCUUAGUAAAUGUCCAAUCCAGAGUCCUCCAGUGACCGGCUAAGCUUCAAGCUCCGACCUAAGAUGUAGUAAGGUACAAUAUGAUUGUACUGAUGGACAAGACGAAGUCAAUGGCUUAUAGUUGAUUGUGUUGGCUCUCAUUUUACAACUA
Messenger RNA from Eucalyptus grandis, 845 nucleotides. RefSeq names its product non-specific lipid transfer protein GPI-anchored 6. The record is from RefSeq and is a predicted model, not a curated record. Bases 26 to 616 code for a protein of 196 amino acids. NCBI's taxonomy places the organism in Eukaryota, Viridiplantae, Streptophyta, Magnoliopsida, Myrtales, Myrtaceae. The transcript has 3 exons.